AUGACCAGCCAAGGCAGGAACACUUCGAACCUGGAGUCACGUCUUAGGCCGCACGAUGAUGGAUACCUGUCAAAUGAGCCACUCUCCGGAGCUUCAGGACCCUCGACGUGCCGCUUGGAUGCUGGUCCUGCCAACAUCAGCAUUGAAACUGACUAUUAUUGCGGAUAUCGCAGUAUGCUAAGGUAUGAAUGCCUACCCGAGUCUCCGAGGUGGCAUCAGAGUGUCAAGGAUAAAUGGCGUGGAGGACGACAGUACCACAGCCUGAAUGUGUAUGUGACCAUUGAGCACUCAAGUUGGUGUGAGAUGGCGCUAUCUAUCUCAGAUAUCCGAAUCUUUAUGGAGCAUCAGUCUGUCCUGUCAUUCUUGUCAGCUGAGGUUCUCGUCCUGACAAAGAACUUUGAAGAACUCACGGUCCUCGACGAAUCCCCCGUUUUCCCCGUGUGGCCCAGUCCGCCCCGUGUGGAGCAGCUCGGAGUUGGCCGAGGCAGGGCGCAAUUGAAGAUUCGGAUCAAGCAUGUGCUUCAUCAACACGGAUAG
Molecule: messenger RNA, 537 nt
Organism: Colletotrichum costaricense
Lineage: Eukaryota; Fungi; Ascomycota; Sordariomycetes; Glomerellales; Glomerellaceae
Exons: 3
Coding region: 1-537 (178 amino acids)
Source: RefSeq, a predicted model, not a curated record